Suricata suricatta (meerkat) is the source of this 1093-nucleotide messenger RNA. It is a transcript of the gene HMGB2, whose product is annotated as high mobility group box 2. Gene Ontology annotation, biological process: regulation of transcription by RNA polymerase II. Bases 129 to 761 code for a protein of 210 amino acids. Lineage: Eukaryota; Metazoa; Chordata; Mammalia; Carnivora; Herpestidae. Gene Ontology annotation, molecular function: DNA binding, bending. The record is from RefSeq and is a predicted model, not a curated record. Gene Ontology annotation, cellular component: nucleus. The transcript has 5 exons.
UCCUCUUCAGCCCCUUAGCGUUCGUGGGCCUGCCGUUCCCCCUUUCCUCAUACCCUUUUAGCUGGUCCGGGUGCUGUGGCUCUUGGGGUUCGACCCGGCGAGCGGAACCUGAGACGCCGUCCGUCACCAUGGGCAAAGGGGACCCCAACAAGCCGCGGGGCAAGAUGUCCUCGUACGCCUUCUUCGUGCAGACCUGCCGGGAGGAGCACAAGAAGAAACACCCGGACUCUUCGGUCAAUUUCGCCGAGUUCUCCAAGAAAUGUUCCGAGAGAUGGAAGACCAUGUCUGCGAAGGAAAAGUCGAAAUUCGAAGAUAUGGCAAAAAGUGACAAAGCUCGCUAUGACAGGGAGAUGAAAAAUUACGUUCCUCCCAAAGGGGACAAGAAAGGAAAGAAAAAAGACCCCAAUGCCCCUAAAAGGCCUCCGUCGGCUUUCUUCCUGUUUUGUUCUGAACAUCGCCCAAAGAUCAAAAGUGAGCACCCUGGCUUAUCCAUUGGGGAUACUGCAAAAAAAUUGGGUGAAAUGUGGUCUGAACAGUCAGCCAAAGAUAAGCAACCGUAUGAACAGAAGGCAGCCAAGCUAAAGGAGAAAUAUGAAAAGGAUAUUGCCGCAUAUCGCGCCAAGGGCAAAAGUGAAGCGGGAAAGAAGGGCCCUGGCAGGCCUACAGGUUCAAAGAAGAAGAAUGAACCAGAAGAUGAAGAGGAAGAGGAAGAGGAGGAAGAAGAUGAAGAUGAGGAGGAAGAGGAGGAGGAUGAAGAAUAAAUGGCUAUCCUGUAAUGAUAUGUGUGGAGUGUGCGUGUGUGCUCAGGCAAUUGUUUUGCUAAGAAUGUGAAUUCAAGUGCAGCUCAAUAUUAGCUUCAGUAUAAAAACUGUACAGAUUUUUGUAUAGCUGAUAAGAUUCUUUGUAGAGAAAAUACUUUUUUAAAAAUGCAGGUUGUAGCUUUUUGAGGGGCUACUACAUACAGUUAGAUUUUAAAGCUUCUGAUGUUGAAUGUUUCUAAAUAUUUAAUGGUUUUCUUAAUUUCUUGACUUGUGUAUUGUAGCACAGCAAACUUGUAGGAAGUAUCGAUAGUAAAUUUUGGGUUUUUCUAGAA